UCCACAUGGAGUCCAGACAUGCCUACGGCCUAUCAUCGCAGACCACGAAAUUCCAUGAAAUGCGGGUCAUGUGAUCACCAAGUUUAGGAUUUCCAUCACGUCCCAAUGACAGGAAUUCUAAUAAGCGUUCAUGUUCUGCAAACUACUGGUUGUCACUAAUUCAUCUGUAUCCAAAGCAGCAUUAUCACGUAUGCUAUUUAUGCCACGUGUCUCCCCGCGGCUAGCAGAUUUGUUUGAAAAAAAAAAUACAGUGCGCAACACAUGAACAAAGUGACAGCGACGCAGGCAGCAUUGUAGUCACAGACAAAAGGAAGGUGGAAUAGUCUUCAGAUCAGUCCACAGACAGCGCUGCGAACCCUUUAAACCUGCAGCAUGGGGAACGUAGCCCAGAGCUUACAUAAUAUAGUGCCUCACACGCAUCACCACGGACUAUCAGAGUUUCAGAAGAGGAAGUUAUUAUAUGAGUUUCACACUUUUUACGAUGUCAACAAAGACGGCUGCUUAGAAUGGAGGGAUUUCGAACAAGCCAGGGAGAAAAUUUGCAAAAUGAGUGGCUGGGAGCCUGGGUCGGAGAAAUUUGACAAAACAAAGAACUUGUUCGUGGACAUAUGGCGUAAACUGCAGGACUGCGCAGACGAGAAUUGUGAUAACAAGAUAUCGGCAGAUGAGUGGGUCAAAAUGUGGGCUUCGUACAUCAAACAUCAUUCGGAUCCAGGGGAGGUGGCCAAAGUGCCAGACUGGGUAGAAGAGUACGUGGAAUACAAGUUCAACUUAUUUGACAGAACAGCGGAUGGUAUCAUAGAUAUAGAGGAAUUUGAGUACGUACUUGGAUAUUUUGGCAUAUCUCCGCCAGCUGCAAAAUCAGCGUUCAUCAUAAUAUCUCAGAACAUGGAAAGGAGAAUCGAUCUCCCUUAUUACAAACAGUUGGUUGCAGAAUACUACCGCUCAGACGACCCUGGCGCUUUGGGCACCUUUAUUAAUGGAAAACUAGACUUUUGCGACGGUUUGGAAGAUGCCCAAAUUCGUAAUGAUAAAAACCACCGUGAUAACCAACAACAACAUAGCCAUUCCCAACAGCAACAGCAAAAGCAAAAAAAUCAAGAACAAAAACAUGCAGCUACGCCAACAAGUAACGGAUAGAGCCCGGUGAUACCCUGUGCUUCAGAUAGUCUUGGCAGUUUGACGGGGAACUUCACUGUUUUGCACAGGCGGUCACAUUGCGGAAGUUUUGAAAUCAAUAACUGCGGUCCGCAGUGAGUUUUGACGCUAAUGGCACCACCAAACUUAAAACGGACCAGCAACAGACUUCUUAUCUUGAUGUAAAUACUUUUAACAAUGCCUUAAAUUGUAUAUAAGCAGGAAGAAUGUCUCAAAAAGCUAGAGUUAAAGAUUUCAAUAUUAAAAUAUCGGUGUGAAGGGUUAGCGAUAGUAUCUAGUAUUGUAGUGGAUUAUGGGAUAGUCUGUCCUUAAGUUUGAAGAUGUGUACUGUUUGUUUGUUUGGUGAUAUAUUAUUCAAAGAUAUUUUAUUUCAGUUAAAUGUAAACCUGAUCUUUCAUUAUUAUUCAGUCAAGUGGAAUUAACUUUUAUGUUGUGAAUAUGAAUGUGUAUUUAUCAAUUAAAUGAAUAAGGUAAUCUACAAUUUCUUUGAUUGAAGUAAUUCCGCAGCGCUAUAUAUAGUGAAGUGAUUUAAUGGGAAGUGCCUAUUUCAAAAAACAGGAGCCUAUACAAGUCUCCUGCUCUUUGUUACAGAGUUUCCAUUACUUUUUUCCCUAAAACACUGGAACUCUUGUUUGAUUACUUAUUUUAAAGAUCAAUAUUAAACUGCAUUUGUUGAUUUCAAUAUACUCUAUAAAAUAAUUAUACUAGUACACUCUUGAUUAUUGUCCGAUUUACUGUUCAAAUUUCUGAAACACAUUGAAAGAUAACAUUUGAGUACCUAGAAUGUCCUUUUUUAAUACUUAUACGCACUUCGUACAUCACUUUGAUCCAAGCACUGUAUGCAUAAGUAUGAAUGGUAAUUUCCAUAAUUUCAGUGAUGCUCAAAGCAAUAGAUCUGAUCCAUAUGCAUUUUACCCUCUCGUUUUACUAAUGACAACAUAGACUUCCAUUUCAAGGCUAUUGGUUGACGGAAAUAAAAGUAAUAAUUCUC
Messenger RNA from Lingula anatina, 2149 nucleotides. Its product is annotated as sarcoplasmic calcium-binding proteins I, III, and IV. Gene Ontology annotation, molecular function: calcium ion binding. The record is from RefSeq and is a predicted model, not a curated record. Lineage: Eukaryota; Metazoa; Brachiopoda; Lingulata; Lingulida; Lingulidae.